AUCCUGCGCGACGGGCGGGCACCCGGCGCUUCGGGUCGCCUCAAGAGCCGUGGGCGGGGAAGGACGGGUCGCGGCGGUGACUGCAAGAAGGGUGAGCGGCCGAGGGGCGUGAUGGGGGAGGCGGCCGUGGCCGCGGGGCCUUGCCCGCUGCGCGAGGACAGCUUCACGCGCUUCUCGUCGCAGAGCAAUGUGUACGGACUAGCGGGCGGCGCCGGCGGGCGCGGGGAGCUGCUGGCCGCCACCCUUAAAGGCAAGGUGCUGGGCUUCCGCUACCAGGACCUCCGACAGAAAAUCCGACCGGUGGCCAAGGAGCUGCAGUUCAACUACAUCCCCGUGGACGCAGAGAUUGUCUCCAUCGACACCUUCAACAAGUCGCCCCCAAAGCGGGGCCUGGUCGUGGGGAUCACGUUCAUCAAGGAUUCAGGGGACAAGGGAAGCCCCUUCCUGAACAUCUACUGCGACUACGAGCCUGGCUCCGAGUACAACCUUGACUCCAUUGCCCAGAGCUGCUUGAACCUGGAGCUCCAGUUCACUCCUUUCCAGCUGUGCCACGCAGAGGUCCAGGUCGGGGAUCAGCUGGAGACUGUGUUCCUCCUCAGUGGGAAUGACCCGGCCAUUCAUCUCUACAAGGAGAAUGAGGAGCUGCAUCAGUUUGAAGAACAGCCCGUGGAAAACCUCUUCCCAGAGCUCAUAAACCUGACCAGCAGUGUCCUCUGGCUGGAUGUCCACAACCUCCCCGGCACCUCCCGGCGCCUCACAGCUCUGGGCUGUCAGAGUGGCUACGUCCGCGUUGCCCACGUGGACCAGAGGAGUCGAGAGGUUUUACAAACAUGGACGAUCCAGCAGGAUGGCCCCAUCUCCCGAGUGAUCGUGUUCAACCUCUCAGCCCCUGAAGAGCCCAGGGACGGGCCACCACGGGAGGAGUUCAGCCUGCUCGUGGCCAGCAUGUUGGAGCCAGCAGUGGUGUAUCGGGACCUGCUAAGCCGGGGCUUUGAGGACCAGCUUCUCCUGCCCGGCAGUGACCAAUUCGACAGCGUCCUCUGCGGCCUGGUCACCGACGUCGACUUGGAUGGGCGGCCGGAAGUCCUGGUGGCCACCUACGGACAGGAACUGCUCUGCUACAAGUUCCGGGGUCCGGAGUCAGGGCUCCCUGGGGCCCAGCAAGGGUUCUGCCUGCUCUGGCAGCGCAGCUUCUCCAGCCCCCUGCUGGCCAUGGCGCAUGUGGACCUGACCGGCGAUGGGCUGCGGGAGCUCGCCGUGGUCUCCCUGAAGGGCGUGCACAUCCUGCAGCAUAGCCUGAUCCAGGCCUCAGAGCUGGUCCUGACCCGGCUGCGGCAUCGAGUGGAGCAGAGGCGACGUCGGCCACAGGGACUGGGGGAUGGGGUGGGCGCGGGGCCUGCAGAGAGCCUGACUUCCUGAGCGCCCGGCACCCACUCUCCGCAGACCCGGGGCAGCAUGUGGGAUGUCACCUCCUGCUGUUAUGGGGGAGUAUCCCGAGGGAAGAUGCUCUCCCAGACCCCCCAGGCUGGUGAGUGAGCUGUGAGUUCCUGCUCUGACUUCGCACCCUUGUGCCCUGUAGCCCUGACUCACCCACUCUUCUCUGUGCCUCAGUGUCCCUGUUUGAACACAGGAUGAGCCCAACCUGCCCUCUCCACUCCCGAUGAGAAUUGGUCCCCUGAUGGUCACGUGUCCAGAGGAACAAAGCUUCCACAGU
This is a messenger RNA of Carlito syrichta (Philippine tarsier), 1714 nucleotides long. RefSeq names its product kaptin, actin binding protein (gene KPTN). NCBI's taxonomy places the organism in Eukaryota, Metazoa, Chordata, Mammalia, Primates, Tarsiidae. The coding region runs from base 112 to 1419 and encodes 435 amino acids. The record is from RefSeq and is a predicted model, not a curated record. Gene Ontology annotation, biological process: negative regulation of TORC1 signaling; cellular response to amino acid starvation; actin filament organization. The transcript has 12 exons. Gene Ontology annotation, molecular function: actin filament binding. Gene Ontology annotation, cellular component: KICSTOR complex; actin cytoskeleton; lamellipodium.